GGAUUUACCAAAGGUCGAAUUAGCGUGACAGUUACUGAACGUUGUGUCUGUGGUUAUUACUGAAUAUAUACACAAAAUAAUAUCAAACAUGCCGAGAGGAAGCAGAAGCCGGACAUCCAGGAUGUCCCCUCCAGCCAGCCGGGCACCAUCACCACCACCUAUGGCCCGGGCUGCACCACCUCCCUCCUACGCACCAGCACCAAUGCAGGCUCCCCCGUCAGCGGUGGGUGCUCCUGCGGCACCCAGGCAGCCAGGAAUGUUUGCACAGAUGGCAACCACAGCCGCCGGUGUGGCAGUGGGCUCUGCAGUCGGACACACCAUCGGUCACGCCAUGACUGGAGGCUUUGGUGGAGGACAUUCAGAACCAGCCAAGCCCGACGUCACAUACCAGGAACCAUACCAGCAGCAGGCUCCUCAGCAGCAGCAGCCGUACAUGUACCAGCAGCAGGCUCCUCAGCAGCAGCAGGCCUGCUCCUAUGAGCUAAAGCAGUUCAUAGAGUGUGCCCAAAACCAGAGUGACCUCAAGCUCUGCGAGGGAUUUAGUGAAGUACUCAAACAGUGCAAGUUUGCUAAUGGUUUGUAGUGAAUUGGAGAGUGAACAUCAGUCACCGGAAAUCUGCAAUUAACAACCAUCCUGGAUAACUGAGGCUGUGAUUCACAAGAAAACUACAACCGUGCUUUACUUUGACAGUUGAUUAUCAUCGCACCUAAGUUGUAAUCAUAGUCUUAUAAAUAAUGUUAAUAUGUGUUGAGUGGAUUUCAUUUGUUAUUUCUUUAGUGGUUUUGACUUCCAAUUUCCUCCUGUUGUGAACUGCAUUACAAGUAGCUCAUCAUCAACUUGUGAAUUACCCAGUCUCUCUUCUGGAUUAAAGUCUGCAGUUUUAUUGUAACAUGCUUGUAGUUUUAAAAAUAAUAAAGCACUUGGCUCAUGA
This is a messenger RNA of Solea senegalensis (Senegalese sole), 932 nucleotides long. RefSeq names its product coiled-coil-helix-coiled-coil-helix domain containing 2 (gene chchd2). NCBI's taxonomy places the organism in Eukaryota, Metazoa, Chordata, Actinopteri, Pleuronectiformes, Soleidae. The transcript is spliced from 4 exons. Bases 89 to 583 code for a protein of 164 amino acids. Gene Ontology annotation, biological process: mitochondrion organization; positive regulation of transcription by RNA polymerase II. The record is from RefSeq and is a predicted model, not a curated record. Gene Ontology annotation, molecular function: sequence-specific DNA binding. Gene Ontology annotation, cellular component: mitochondrion; nucleus.